AUGAGACGGACACUAAACCCCAAUGCGGGGGAGUUCCAUCCCAACAACAAUAGUGGAGGAAACACAGGAAGCGGCACUACUACAAUCAGCAAUGCCAAUUCUAAUCCCAAUCCCAAUACGAAUACAAAUAUGAAUAUCAACUUCAAUCAUACGAAUAGUAACAACAGUGUCGAGUCAAAUUACUUUAUGCCCGUCACGCGGAGUUUGAUGGAAUUCCGCGUGGCCUUUUUUCGCCAUUCGGGUUCCAUGAGUUUAAUGCGGCAUGUGGAGUUUGAGCGGCUGCUGCGGCGUUGUUUCUUCGCAGCUCACAACCGUAAUGGACUGAGUGUAUCAUCGUCUACUGUGUGUGAUCGCUGCAAGCCGUUUUGGUUGUCCUUCUCACCGGCGUAUUUGCAGUUGGCGCGGGAAGUGGUGCUGGAGAUUGAAUUGGGCAUCGUCAGUCAGUCAACAACAACAACAACAACAGGAACUACCACUACUACUAAGAGUACUGCUGAUAGUGUUAAUAGUAAUAGUAAUAGUAAUAGUGGUAAUCCUCGUCAAGCGAAUGGUUCUCAUAAUAAUGGGAAUAUUCCACGAGAAGAGAAAAAAGAGAAGGAGGGGGAAGAAAUGGAAACAGGGAAAACAAGUCUUGAGGCACAGGAGAUGUUGCUAAAACGUGAACAGCUUCGCGAAGUAUAUCUGUUGUCCAUUAGACCAUUAAUUCCAUGUUUAUUGCUUAAAGAACUGGCAAACUGUACGAAGCGUAGUAAUAGUGUAUGUAGUGAUAAUAUAAAAGAUGCCAUGAUGUACGCUCUUGAUGUAUUUUUUCUCUUUACACGCAUACAAUUUCUUCCAUUUCUUGAUACCUCUACAGUGACGAGUUACUCUGCAUGUGUUCAAUACAUUACUAGACUUCGUGAACGUCUUCUUCGCCCAGAUGUCGCAGAACCCUUUUUAAAUCUCGUGCUUGUAUUGAUGUUACUUUCCUCUAUUCAUCAAUCUUCAAUGUCAUGUGCAAUGGAAAUCAAUACUACUACUACUACUACUACUCCUACAAAGAAUAAGGGUAACAGUAAGGUGAGUAAUGUGAAGAGUAAUGAAAAUGAAGAAGAAGGAUUAUCUCAUAAGGUACAGUGGUUGUUUUGUCGGUAUUUCCCUGCAUUAGUAGUGUCAUUUCUUGCAGUUUCACCAUUGCAAUCUGUGGAAGAAUUACGAAAUUGCUUUACUGCUAAUAACGUAGAUGAUUGUUUACCAGUUUUACGCUCCUCUCCUAGAGGAGUUGCCGCUAUUCGUGAACUCUUUUCAUAUGAUAGUAAAAGUGCCAUAUUGUGGAAUAAAACAUUAACAGAAGUAAUAUCGUUUGCAAUGCGUCAUUUGGAUGGAGAAGAUCAUAAUAGUGUUGGUUUUCAUAAUAAUAUGAAUGAGUUGUUUCUACUCACCAAGUAUACAGCACUGGAUGAUCACAUGCAUGUGAAUUACCCUACAGUAUUAAACUGUUUAUUGAAUUUAACCGACAAUGUAACUGAAGCAUCUCAUCUUUCCCAUCUUCAUCAUCAACAUCAACAUCAACAUCAACCACAUCAACAUCAACAAUCACAUCAUGAAUAUCAAUGUCAACAAAAACAUUAUCGUGUACAAAGUUUACGUUCUGAAGAAUUUCACCGAAUGGCGAUGCGGGCGGCGGCGGGAUCCACCGGCGGUGAAUACGACACGGUGUACUUCAGUCUAAUGGCGCUUGUCAACAUGGAGUGUUUUCCCGCCGCGGAACUCUCCCGUCUCUUUUCCACACUUGCAGACGCCUACGGCUGUUGUUGUCCUUAUUACAAUUACACUUCCACCUGUUGUUGUUGUUGCGAUGGAUUUAAUGAUUUUCUCGCCUCGCCGGUUUGUGCGGCCCUGCGACCCGCCGCUCGGGAGUUGUUGGAUGUGUUGUAUGCACUUACACCGAAUAACAACCGCAGUGGGAGCAGCAGUCUGAACAACAGCAGCAAUAGCAACAGUGAUCACAGUAAGAGAAGUGAACACCUGCAGGCACUGCGGGAAGUGGAGGAGAUGUUGUUUCUCUUGCCGCAGCCUUCACAGGCAUGA
Trypanosoma theileri is the source of this 2070-nucleotide messenger RNA. RefSeq lists its product as uncharacterized. NCBI's taxonomy places the organism in Eukaryota, Euglenozoa, Kinetoplastea, Trypanosomatida, Trypanosomatidae. The record is from RefSeq and is a predicted model, not a curated record. Bases 1 to 2070 code for a protein of 689 amino acids. The transcript has a single exon.